Messenger RNA from Pelobates fuscus (common spadefoot toad), 1678 nucleotides. RefSeq names its product urotensin-2 receptor-like. Lineage: Eukaryota; Metazoa; Chordata; Amphibia; Anura; Pelobatidae. Bases 363 to 1502 code for a protein of 379 amino acids. The transcript is spliced from 2 exons. Gene Ontology annotation, molecular function: urotensin II receptor activity. Gene Ontology annotation, cellular component: plasma membrane. Gene Ontology annotation, biological process: regulation of blood pressure; blood vessel diameter maintenance; neuropeptide signaling pathway. The record is from RefSeq and is a predicted model, not a curated record.
GUAUCCGGCUGAAAAAUAUAUCAGUUUACAAGUGCCUGCAUGACCGGGCUAGUGUACUCCACACAAGCAUUAUUCUCUGACGAGGAGGAGUCUGGCUUUCUCAGGAGUCUCAGCUACAUCGCUAGGUAUCACCCAGACAGCAUGAAGACAUAUCCGAUCGGCCAAGGGUUCCAAGCACGCUCGUAGCCGAGGAUGGGAUUUCAUGCCACUGGAGAGGGGACCACGACUGUGGAUUGAAAGGUUCACUUGACGCCUCUCCUGCUCUGGAGGGGAUGGAGGAAAUGAAAUGAAGAUUUUUCCAUAAAUACCACAUUAUCGCUUUUCCAACUCAGGGUAUCGCUGUGCUACAUUGAGACUUAAAUAUGUCUUUCCACGAAGAACCUCAAAGCAGAUCAUUCCUGACCACAGAUUUGCCCUUUAAGACCAACCUCACAAACUUUCUAAAUGCCACAUGGGAGGCGCCUACUGCCGCUAAUUCCACAGAGAACAUAGUAGUCACAUAUACCAUUGGGGUAAUCUUGUCCCUAAUGUGUAUAGUAGGAGUGGUUGGAAAUGUCUAUACUUUAGUGGUGAUGUGCCAAUCAAUGCGAACUGCAGCUUCCAUGUAUGUCUACAUCAUAAACCUUGCUCUUGCUGAUCUCCUUUAUCUGCUCACCAUCCCAUUUAUAGUGGGCACCUACUUCAUGCAGGAGUGGUACUUCGGAGACAUUGGCUGCCGUGUACUCUUCAGCUUGGACUUCUUAACCAUGCAUGCCAGUAUCUUCACCCUCACUAUCAUGAGCACCGAACGUUACUUUGCAGUGCUCAACCCUUUGGGAUCUAUAAAGAGGUCAAAGAGCUACAGGAAAGGCAUCACAUUUGGAGUCUGGAUGGUUUCUCUUGUGAUAACGUUGCCAAUGCUUAUCAUGAUUAAGUUGGUUGAAAAGGACAAUAAGAAUAUAUGCCUACCUACAUGGAGCAGGAUGUCCUAUAAGGCUUAUAUCACUGUACUCUUUUGCACAAGUAUAGUGGGUCCAGGACUUGUCAUUGGUUUCUUGUAUAUUAGAUUGGCUAUAACUUACUGGUUGUCCCAAACAGAGUCCUUUAAAGAUACCAAGAGAUUGCCAAAUAAUAAGGUACUCUACCUCAUCUUUUCUAUAGUUCUGGUCUUCUGGGCCUGUUUCCUACCAUUCUGGAUUUGGCAACUCCUCACCCAAUACUCUGAAUCUCUGUCAAUCUCCCCAAAAGCAGCGAGGAACAUUAAUUACCUGACGACAUGUCUCACCUACAGUAACAGUUGUAUCAACCCUUUCCUCUAUACUCUACUGACCAAGAACUACAAGGAUUAUGCCAAAGGUAACCAUACUACAAAGAAGACCAGCAGCAGACAUAUAAGGAGCCAAUUCCAUAGGCUCUCCGGCAGGUCAAUGUCCACCAGUAGCCAAAUGUGUACAGAGACAUUCACCCUGGUGCAGGGCACUGCAAGCCACAACAAUGCCAGAGACUGUGCAGGGGAGACUUAAAAAAAAUGAUAAAUAGGACUGUCAUUUAAAAUGAUGUAUUUGGUAUGCUGACCACUGCAUUAUAUGGUAAAGAAGGGACUGUGUACUAGGAUGGCACAAACUGGAUCAGUGGUGACAAGUAAAAUAAAUCUUAAUCGCCACUAAACUAGAAAUUCUGGAGAAUUGGCAAGGGAAAA